Tachysurus fulvidraco (yellow catfish) is the source of this 2603-nucleotide messenger RNA. RefSeq names its product RFT1 homolog (gene rft1). Lineage: Eukaryota; Metazoa; Chordata; Actinopteri; Siluriformes; Bagridae. The coding region runs from base 177 to 1799 and encodes 540 amino acids. Gene Ontology annotation, cellular component: endoplasmic reticulum membrane. The record is from RefSeq and is a predicted model, not a curated record. The transcript is spliced from 13 exons. Gene Ontology annotation, biological process: glycolipid translocation; dolichol-linked oligosaccharide biosynthetic process.
CCAGGAAGUAAAGCGUAUUUUGCCAAACAUAUAGAGUCACAGCUGGUAAAAGCAGUGACUCUAUGCAUUCAGACAUCUGUUACUGGUCUGAAAUGGUCGUAAUGUGUGGGAAAAUACUAGUAAACAAAGAUUUUUAUGAUUCAUGUCCUUGUUGGCUCUUUACCUGAGACUGAAUCAUGGGCUCAGAAGAUGUACUUAAGAGUGCAUCAACUCUCGCAUCGUACAACGUCCUGCUACAGGUGAUGUUCCGUGUGCUUACUUUCUUCUUGAACGCGUUCACACUGCGAUUUGUGUCCAAGGAGUUAAUAGGUGUGGUGAACGUCCGGUUGAUGCUGCUGUACUCAACACUAGUUUUCCUGUCCAGAGAGGCGUUCAGGAGGGCGUGUCUAAGCGCGGAAGGGUCGGGGCGUAAUUGGAGACAGAUUAUUAACCUGUUAUGGCUGACGUUGCCACUUGGCUGUUUUUGGGCUGUGUUACUGGUGUAUGUGUGGCUGUGGCUCCUCCAGCCUCCGGACCCUCAGACAGUCCCACACUAUGGACCUGCUGUGGGAAUCUUCUGCAUGGCUGCUUUAACUGAGUUGCUCGCUGAGCCUCUCUGGGUUCUUGCUCAUGCUCAUAUGAUUGUUCGCUUAAAGGUGAUUGCCGAAAGUCUAGCAAUAAUUGCCAAGUGUUUUGUCACCGUGAUGAUGGUGGUCUCUGCUCCCCAGUGGGGUCUCUAUAUAUUCUCUGCUGCCCAGUGUGUGUAUGCAGGAUUCCUGUGUCUUUGCUACAUUGUUUACUUCAUACAUUUCCUGGGUUCUGAGGAAGCAGUGAAAAAUGCCUUUCCACUGCAUCACAUCUCACAGCUGCUACCCACCAGAAGGAAAGGACAGCCACUGAUAAACUGGAAGCUUGCCACAUUGACAUGGAGUUUCUUCAAACAAUCUUUCCUCAAACAGAUUCUUACAGAAGGAGAGCGUUAUGUGAUGACCUUCCUGAAUGUGCUUAACUUUGGAGACCAGGGGGUUUAUGAUAUAGUGAAUAAUCUUGGCUCGAUGGUGGCACGUUUUCUCUUUUUGCCGAUUGAGGAGAGUUUCUACGUAUUUUUUGCAAAGGUGUUAGAGCGUGGACGUGACCUACAACAUCAGAAACAAGAGGAGGUGUCUAUGGCAGCUAAUGUAUUGGAAUGUCUGCUGAAGCUGGUUCUUCUAAUUGGACUGAUUAUCACAGCUUUUGGUUACUCCUACUCUUACCUGGCUCUCGAUAUGUACGGUGGGGAUAUUUUGAGCAGUGGAACAGGUCCCUCUCUUUUACGCUGUUUCAGUUUUUAUGUAUUACUUUUAGCCAUUAAUGGUGUAACAGAGUGCUUUGUUUUUGCUGCCAUGAGUAAGGAGGAGGUAGACAGGUAUAACCUGGUAAUGCUGGGACUAUCCGCCUCCUUUCUGUUGCUUUCCUAUUGGCUGACUUGGCUGUUUGGGGGUGUCGGAUUCAUCCUGGCAAACUGCUGCAACAUGGCUUUGCGAAUUAUCCAUAGCCUUAUUUACAUACAUCACUACUUCCAGCACAGUGAACACACCCCACUGUCAGGGCUGCGCCCACACCCUGCACUCUUUGUCACCCUCAUAAUCAGUUCCAUCCUGACAGCCUUCUCAGAGCAUAUGCUGUGUUGUGACAGUGGAUGGUUGCUGAGGAUAGCGCAUAUCUCCAUCGGAGCAGUUUGUUUACUGGUUGUGGUCAUAGUGGCUUUUCUUACAGAAGAAAGACUUGUUCAGUUUAUCAGAACUCAGCUACUACCCAAAUACAACAAAAAACUCACAUGACCUUAGCUUUGAUCAUUAAUCGGUGGGACUUGUCAGUUUGAUGUUGGACCACAUAUUGCCCAGAUGCAUUUAUAGAAUAAAUAAAUAGAAUUCUUUGGUUCAGUUUGGUUGCUUUGGACACUAAAUAUAUUAUUAUUAUUAUUAUUAUUAUUAUUAUUAUUAUUAUUAUUAUUAUUAUAAAAGUAAUAAAACAAAAAAAAUCAAAUCAAUUUCUAUGUUAAAAGCAAACAUUAAAAUACGAUGCUACAAAAUGUACUGUUUUACAAAAAGUAUGUGUUUACAGCAAAUGCUGUUUACAGUCGAGACAUUUUAGAUAUUUACUGUAGAUAUAUCCUAUUUAUUACAAGGGCAGGAACAUGAAAACUACAACAAAAAAAUCUAGCCCGAGUAAUGUUUAUAGAUUGGUAAAGUUUUUAGUUGAUAUUUUAAAUAUUUUCAAUAAUAAAUAUAUUGUUUUAAAUAAUAGUUUAUUAUAAUUAUGACGACAUUACAUACCACUAAUAAUAUCAUAAUAAAUAAAUUAAUUAAUAACUGCAAUUUUUAGAGCCCUCUGCUGCCUGGGAUACCAAUAGUAUUUAAAACACUGACAAUUCUGACUUUCUCCUAAACAACCGCACAGUGUCUUAUACAUAUUGCAAAUGACAGCUUUCUAAAGUAUGUUGAGAAAUAUAUUAUUAUUAUUACAGGUUUCUGAACACUUAAAAAUUACAAACUGCACCAUAGACUGACCACAGGUCAUAAACUGUAAAAUCAUUUUGUGGAGAGAAAAACAAAACAAGGAAAUAAUAAAAGCAUUCCUAUCAA